AAUUGGCUGCAUGAGAUUAUUUUAAAAGGUGUAUAACACAAUGAAGACAUGCAAAUUCUGAAGCUUCUCCUUUUUUGUCCUCAAGCCUUCAACAAACAAGCACAGAAGGAAUCUCUGCUACCCUACAGACAACAUCAAAUGACUCUCUGGUAGAUGACUGCUCUCAUGAAUUCAGUGAGACAAUCAUGGAUAAACCCUCAAAUAAUCAGAAAAUAACUCCAGUUGAUCUACAGACAGAUGUUGCUGCCCCUCAAAGAGGCAGGAAGCACAAACGAGAAGUUCCAGUACAUAAACAGGAGAAUGUUAAAGACAAAGACGCUGUGUGUGUUGUUCCAUUACGACCAGUGAGGAGGAAGGAUAGUCGGACACCAGACCGUAAACAAAAACCUGAAGUUAUUUCACAGCACUGUGCACGAAGAGACAGAAGUCUUUCAUCUGACAGUCUUCAGAAAUCUGAGGUCAAAGAUGAUGCCACUGGUGAGAAUAUUCUAACCCAGACAACCAAUGACCUUGUCCCUCCUCGAAGAAUAAGGAAAAGAGAUGGUAGCCUUCCUGCUGGUGUCCCUCACAAAGUUGAUGCCCAAGAAAGCCUUGCUGAUCAAACAUCUAUGCAGGUGGUUCUCCAGCAGCCUGUAAGCAAAAUAAAUAAUUCUGUACCCUUAGAGCAAUCACAGGGUGUUCACUAUGUACAAGGGGAAAGUGAACCUGUUCAAAUAUCAACAGAUCUUGUCCCUCCUCGUCGUGUAAAAAGAAGGGAUGGUAGUUUGCCACCUGAAGCUUCCCACAAAACUGAUAAUGUUUCACCAAACUCAGAAGCGCUGAACAAGCCUCUUGACAGAAAAGACAACUUCACUAAAGAGACAUUUGUUGCAGUAACUGAUGACCUACAGAAUUUGAAAGGUCAAGAUGGUACUGCUCUGGGAACCUCUAACCUUGCUCCACCUCGACGAUCUAGAAGAUCCAAUGUCUCAGGUGCUCCUGAACUUUUACAGAAUGUAGAGCAACAGAGUCAAACAGACACUGAACUGAUGCCUUCACAGCCUGUAAGAAGAAAAGAUAGUUUCACCAUGCAACAUUCUGAUUUUACUCAGAGUGAACCUCUACAAACAGACACAGAAUUUGUCAUCCCCAAGCACACAGAAAGAACUUCUUGUCCUGCUGAAUGUUCCAAGAAAUUUGAAGACUCAAAUCCAGAACCAGAGUCAGAGUUAUUCACUGACUUUGGUGUUGGGCAGACUACCCCUCUAUCAGUCAUCAGAAAGAUAGCUCCUCCAAGACGUAGCAAAAAAUUGCCUUCAGGCAAAUCUGAAAAAAAUGUCAAUGAUAAGAAAAUUACAUUGGAGAAUUUGAAUGCAGCAAAUAAGGAGUGUGUACCUCCACUCCAGAUAAAGAACAUGCCAAGUGAUAUUGUUGACAAGGAUGUAAAAAAGACAAAACCAUCACAGAUUGCAGGUGAUACUUAUGUUAAAGUGGUUGAUACAGCAUCUCAGAAAUCAGAGUAUAGAAUAUCAGAAACAGAAAAGAGGGAUGAACCAGGGUCUCUGCCUAUACCAAUGCCUCGUGUAAAGAAACGUCUCAGUGGCUCCUUCCCAGAUGAUGUAACAGCAGAGGGGAGCUCUCAUGUUCAGUCACAUGUUUCCAGGUCAGGACAGUCCACCAGUGGAGAAGAGGGUCAGGCAACCUCAACAUCCGGAGUAUUGUUGACACCUCAGCAUAACACAAGCCCUGUACCUCCUAGUGAUCAACCCUCUACAUCUGGGGUGGCAGUGUGUAUGAGAAGAAGACAUCUUAACAUUGAGAGCAAGGGCAAAGUAGAGGGUGGUGACAUUUCAGAGCAAAUACCAGUGCCCUCAGGAUUACCUGUACCCAAACCAAGAGUAAAGAAGCGUCUGAGUGGUUCUUUCCCAGAUGAUGUCACACCUUCUAGCUCACCAACUUCUUGCAUGCCAGAUUCUGCAACUGAGACCAAGGUUUCUGAAGCAGUACAAUCAAGCUCGCCUGUUCCAAUGCCUCGCCCCAAGAGACCCCUCAGUGCCACUUACUCAGACAGCACCCCACCUGCAGACACUUCAUUCCCCAUAGAAACGGUAUCCUCUGAAAGUAACCAAGAGGUCCCACCUCCCACUAUUCAGGAAACAAGGGAAGGCUCAACAUCAGUGGAAUCAAGUGUGAUCUCUGAGGGAGGUUUUAUCACAAUUCCUGGAGCAGAAGAUGUUGCAUCAGCAUCGGAACAAGAAGUUCUGGCAGUACUUGCAGAAGCAGAUUUUCCUCGACCAGGCUCUAUUGAAGAUACUUUUAAUAACAAGUCACUUGUGGAAAGCAUUGAAAGCUGGACCUUUACAGAUAAAUCUGUUGUUGUAGACGACAAUGAGAGAGCUACACAUGCAGUGUCAGACCAGGUUGAUGCUGAAAUGGCCUUUGAAGCAGAAACUGACAAAACCUUUGAUUCCUCUGUUAUACCUGGUCAGGAUGACUGGCUGCAUGUAGGAGAUAAAGACAGCGAACCCAUGGAGAUAAACUUGAGCAAAGACAUGGUUGAAGAGGUGGACUUUGGCUUUGUGUCUGUAGAUGUAGCUGCUGGUGGUAUAGAGGAGGAGGAGAGGCAGAGGAAGGCAGCAGGAGAAUCCUCAGCGCAGCCUGUCCCUGUGCCUCGGGGUAAGAAGCGAUUGAGUGGUUCUUACCGAGAUGACAGUGAAUCAAAAGUAGAUGGUGUCCACUUAGCCAAUGAGCCAGCAACGCCUCAGAAAAGACCUGCAGAUCCCCAGGAAAUGGGUCAAGAUAAGGGUGCCUGUUCUGAAAGCAUACUGGCCAGCCCUAGCCUAGUGACCUCAAGUCAGUCUCUACUGGAGUGGUGUCAGGAAGUCACACAGGGUCACAAAGGGGUGAAAAUCACCAACUUCAGCACUUCCUGGAGGAACGGCCUGGCUUUCUGUGCCAUCCUACAUCACUUCUACCCAGAAAAGAUUGAUUAUGAAUUGUUGGAUCCUUAUAACAUCAAGGGAAACAACAAAAAGGCCUUUGAUGGUUUUGCUGAAUUGGGUAUCUCCAGGCUCAUGGAGCCCUCAGACAUGGUGUUGCUACCCGUGCCUGACCGCCUCAUCGUAAUGACCUACCUCAACCAGAUCCGAACCCACUUCUUGGGCCAGGAGCUCAGUGUGCUUCAUAUAGAGAAAAACAGUAGUGAGUCCAGCUAUGCAGUAGCAGGGGACAGGGAGAGCCAAGAGGCUGCUGACCCCGAGGCUGCUGUCCGCUACUGUGCCCAGAGGCUCCAGGAGGAAGGUUUUAACCUUGAGACUAUUGGGACUGUAACCACAACAGAGAAAGACAGUAACAGAGACACUAAAUCCAAUAGAGACAUAGUUCCACCUCCAAGAACCAAACGACUGCAGGGUGCUGGGGCUGGUGGGGCUCAAGCACCUGUAGCACCACCAAGGACUCAUUUCCUGUCCAAGUCUGGUUUCUCUCAUGUCAAAGACGCUGAUCUGGUUAAGAAACGCAGGUCACAACGGAGGAGUGGAUCACUAGAUGAGGGAGACAUAUCAGUGACUGUUGCAGAACAGGAUGAAAGUGCAUUUACUCGGAGGAAAUCAGAAACAGAGAGAAGAGAGGUUUCUGUUGAGGAAAGAGGACCAGAGGAGGGCCAGGACCGCAGCCAGUAUGUCUUGAGUGAGAUGGAAGCCCUGGAAACAGAACAGAAGCAUAUUGAUAAGAGAGCAGACGUGGUGGAGAGGAAACUGAGACGACUGAUGGAAACUGGCAGUGACAAGGUUGAGGAGGAGAGGCUGAUUCAGGAAUGGUUCACACUGGUCAACAAGAAGAAUGCCUUGAUCAGGAGGCAAGACCAUCUACAGCUACUGCUGGAAGAAGAAGAUUUGGAAAGAAAGUUUGAGCUAUUAAACAAGGAGCUGAGGGACAUGAUGGUGAUAGACGAGUGGCAGAAGACUCAGGCCCAUAAACACAGAGAACAGCUGCUGCUGCAGGAACUGGUGUCACUCGUCAACCAGAGAGACGAACUGGUUCAAAACAUGGAUGCCAAGGAAAGAGGAGCCCUGGAGGAGGACGAGCGUCUGGAGCGAGGCCUGGAGCAGCGGAGGAGGAAGUACGCCGCACAGCAGAAGGAAAAGUGCGUAAUGCAGUGAUGAAAUAUUCAACUCCAGCCAACAUGGAGUGCCGCACGGGUCUGGAAGUGGGUCGAGACAAAACGGAGGACAGAGUUACGGGUUGAUCCUUUUUCACCUGCUCUCUGAUGGACAGUACUGUCUGUUGUGAUAUGAAUCAGCACUGAGAGUGCACAGGGUUGGGUAAUAAAGUACACCUUUCGGCCAACUAAUUGACACUGAGGGGAUGGAUUUUUCCAUUUUAAAUUACAGUAUCAGCGCUGAACCAGUAUGAACUAACAUUUCCAGUAUGAGGCAAUAGCAAAAGACACUCAACUGGGACAAAACCAGUACAAUCUGAGGAAGACUCCAGGAAAUGUUGGCUGUGUUUCGGCUCUAAAUACAUUUUAAAUCAGCUUGAAUUCUGUCCCUGGGCCUGUGUCCCCAUUUGAAUGUGUGGCACCAGGCUACAUUUUAAAUCACCAAAGAACAAGGCCAUUUAAAUUGGCAAUGUAAUUUCCACACAUUUGGUGUAUUUGUCCAUUCAUCUGACCCUAGAGGGCAGCCAAUAUAAAGGAAUGUGCACCCACUAAGUUGAGGAAGUGUCAAAGCCUCAAAGAGAGCUCUUGUUGCUAUUUUUUUAAAAGGAUCCCUCUGGUGGUGGUGAAUGUUAGGUUCAUUUUCCAGAUUAGCCUUCCCAGAUUAGUUUACCCUUCCGAGUUGAUGCCAGAACUCAGGAUAAUUAUAUCAAAUGGAGGACAUCUGAAAUAUUUGUUCUUUCUAAAGGUACAAGUUAUUAAACCUAUGAAAGAGAAUGAGACUGAUUUUUUUACCGAAACCACAGGAAUCCUGUAUGUGCUUUUUUAAAGUGAUGUUUGUUACAGAUUUGAAUGUAGUGUGUUUUAUUGAAAGUGUGCUUGAGUGAUUGCAAAUGUUCCUCGGAUAUUGGUACAGGUAUGACUUGAAAACAACAAGAAACUAAGGUUCGACCAGGCUGAUGUGGUGUUUUUGAAUUAAGGCUGCCGAUAAGUCCUAUUUUUGUGCUGUUGGUCGUAUAAAUGCUGAAAACCUCCACCACAAAAUUACAAGGUUUCAGUGUUUCCCCCAGAUCUUGAUUCUUUGCAGGGUGGAAAAGCCUUUGAAUCACAUUUAAAAAAAAAAAUAAUAAAAUUCCUCAUUAAAGAACCAUGCCAGUGAUUUUGCAUGUUUAGCUUAAUAUCUGCAAAAUAUAAACUUCAUGUUUUUGCUAAUCUUUUCAUAAAGCAAACAGUGGUAUUUUAGAACUACAAUAUUAUUUUUCCUCCCUUUUAUCCAGCUAUUGUUUUCCAUUCAUUC
Myripristis murdjan (pinecone soldierfish) is the source of this 5432-nucleotide messenger RNA. RefSeq names its product EH domain binding protein 1-like 1a (gene ehbp1l1a). NCBI's taxonomy places the organism in Eukaryota, Metazoa, Chordata, Actinopteri, Holocentriformes, Holocentridae. The transcript has 12 exons. Gene Ontology annotation, molecular function: protein binding. The record is from RefSeq and is a predicted model, not a curated record. The coding region runs from base 186 to 4139 and encodes 1317 amino acids.